Oikopleura dioica is the source of this 576-nucleotide messenger RNA. The record is from the annotation of a GenBank genome assembly. Lineage: Eukaryota; Metazoa; Chordata; Appendicularia; Copelata; Oikopleuridae.
AUGUUCCGUCAGGUAGCUCGAUCCCUGUCGAACUCGUCCAAGUCGCUCGGCGGUCGAAGCUGGAAGGACAUGCAGACCACCAACACUCCUCAAUUCUGGAAGAAAGUCAUCAACGCUAACGAAGUCAACGCCCGGUUCGUAGGAGAUGACAUGAUCGAGGAGCCAGCUCUCAAGGAAUCCGGAAAGGUUGACUUUACCAUGCCUCUUCUGGGAAAAGAAAAGACGUAUACUUCUCCACGAAAAACUUACACUGAAAUCACCGGCAUCGAGGUCGAAUACGAGCCCAUCCCCAAGAUCCAGGCCUUCCAGAAGCGAAUUCUUAAAGUUCUUGAAGAUAUGCCAGAAGACUACAUUUACCGAACAACCGUCACCGAAAUGAUCAACGAACAAGCUGAGCUCGUCGAUCGACUUUCUGGCGAUCUUGACGCUCUUGAGGAUGCCCUCGGCGAGCAGGUCGAGAUGUAUCUUAGAAGCUUGAAGAGAGAGCUCAGAUGUGCACGAAACCUCGCUGAGGAUCAGCCAUGGGGAGAUCUCUUCGCCCCUGCCCCAGCUGAUCAGUGGAAAUGGCCCAUCUAA